Molecule: messenger RNA, 1701 nt
Organism: Metarhizium acridum CQMa 102
Lineage: Eukaryota; Fungi; Ascomycota; Sordariomycetes; Hypocreales; Clavicipitaceae
Molecular function (GO): oxidoreductase activity
Source: RefSeq, a predicted model, not a curated record
AUGCGGUACGCCCUGCGUGUCCGGCAGUCGCCGCUCGUGGCCCUCGGGACUCUGGACGACGACGGCCGCCCGUGGACAAGCAUAUGGGGCGGCGAACGGGGUUUCGCGGCGCCCGUGGCCGAGGGCGUGCUGGCCUUCAACAGCGCCGUCGACAUGCGUCACGAUCCCGUCUUCCAGGCCCUCUGGACGAACCGGGGCCACGACGGCAUCGUGCGGCCCAACGACGGCCGGGGCAAGAUGAUGUCCGCCCUGUCGAUUGAUCUCGAGACGAGGGACCGCGUCAAGCUCGGGGGUGUCAUGGUCGCCGGCGCCGUCGCGAACAAGGGCGCCGUCCAGGCCGCCAUGGUGGUGACGGAGAGCCUGGGCAACUGCCCCAAGUACCUCAACAAGAAGGAGAUUGUGCGGCACGACCCCGGGGGCGCGCAGCUGGUGAGCGACGCGCUGCCGCUGCCCAAGGAGGCGCUGGACCUGUUGUACAAGGCGGACAAUUUCUUUGUGUCGAGCACCAACGGGGAGACGAUGGACACGAACCACCGCGGCGGGCGCCCUGGCUUUGUGAGAGUCGCCAGGAACGAAGGCUCGCAGGUCGAGCUGGUGUACCCGGAAUAUUCCGGAAACAGGCUGUACCAGACGCUGGGGAACCUCAAAGUCAACCCCGUGGUUGGCGUCGUCAUACCGGACUACGACACCGCCAAUGUGCUGUAUCUCACAGGCCGGGCGGACAUUCUCGUCGGCCGGGAGGCGGCGUCCCUGCUCGCGAGGACGCAGCUCGCCGUCAAGGUGACCGUUUCCGCGGCCCGCUUCGUCAGGGCCGGGCUGCCCUUCCGCGGCGUGCAGGGAGAGUACUCGCCGUACAACCCGCCCCUGCGACACCUGGCUUCGGAAAAGGACGACCCUCGCGCCGUCGACGACCCGUCGGUCCGCUCCGACGUCCCCGCCUCCCUCGUCGACCGGCGGGUGCUCACCCCCUCCAUCAACACAUUCACCUUCAAGCUCUCGUCGGCCGGGGGCCAGGCGCUGCCAAAGUGGGAGGCGGGUCAGCACGUGUCCCUCGACUUCGAGCCCGAGCUGGGCUUCGGAUACGCACACAUGCGCGACGAGGACCCACAGAGCAUAAACGACGACUUUGUCCGGACCUUUACGGUGUCGAGUCCGCCGGGCUGGAGAGACGGCGAGUUCCAAAUCACGGCGCGGCGCCACGGGCCGGCAACCGGCUUGCUGUGGAGACGGAACAUCCGGGCGCCGCUCGAUAUCCCCGUUCUGGGGUUCGGGGGCGAGCACAAGUUUCGGCUGCCCGUUCAGAAGGGCGAGCGGCCGGUCUAUGUAGCCGGGGGCGUGGGGAUAACGCCGAUUCUGGCACAGGCUAGAAACGUCUUGGACGCGGGCGUGGAACUGAGCAUGCUGUGGAGUUUGAGGGGGGAGGAUUUGGGCCUCGCCGUCGAUACGUUUGCGCUGAUUCCUGGCCUGGCUGGUGUGACGAGCUUGUACGUUACGGGGACGCAAGCCGAUGAGGCGGUGGUGCAGAAGCUCAAGGGCUUGGGAUUGCUGGCUAUGGAGAGGAGGAGGCUUGGGGCGGAUGAUGUAAAGGCGUACACGGGGGAGAAUAGAAGGUUUUAUCUGUGUGCUGGGCCGGCAUUGUUGGCGUUGCUGACUGGGUGGCUGACUGGUGAGGACGUGGUUUGGGAGGAUUUUGGGUAUUGA